Messenger RNA from Macrosteles quadrilineatus (aster leafhopper), 5125 nucleotides. RefSeq names its product alpha-(1,6)-fucosyltransferase (gene FucT6). Gene Ontology annotation, molecular function: protein binding; glycoprotein 6-alpha-L-fucosyltransferase activity. Lineage: Eukaryota; Metazoa; Arthropoda; Insecta; Hemiptera; Cicadellidae. Gene Ontology annotation, biological process: protein N-linked glycosylation. Gene Ontology annotation, cellular component: Golgi cisterna membrane. The transcript has 11 exons. The coding region runs from base 203 to 1975 and encodes 590 amino acids. The record is from RefSeq and is a predicted model, not a curated record.
GUUAACAGUAACAACAAUAACUAAGUUGUUACUUAAGUAUUUAGCUGUAUAUUGUAGUUUAUUUUACGUGGUAGAUUUAAGGUUUAUAAAGCUCUCUACACAGGUCCUACGUCUUUUGCGCUAGAUAUGUAUUGCAAUAACUGUGAGCUAUAGGCGUGCAUUUAAUAAAUAGCUUAAGUUAGUGUUCUGUCAAAAGUCCACUAUGAUCAAAACUAAAGUUUUUCGUCAAAUGGGAUGGGGUAGAGCAUUAGGAGUAUUAUUAGUGGUAUGGUUCAUUUUUAUCAUAAUAUCAUUUGGACUUCUGAAACAUGACAACGAUCCCCAAACAGCUCAAAGAAUUAAUCAAGCCUUGAAAGAACUUCAGCUGCUACAACAACAGAGAUCAGAAGUUAACCAACUUUUGGAAAUCUACAUCAAUGGGAAUCCAUCAAUGAAACAAGAUGAAAAGGAGGCCCUUUUCAAAUCAUACCAAGACAGACUGGCACGAGUUGCACAUUCAGAACUUGAAAAUGAGCAACCAAGUGAAUUCACACUCGGAAACAAAGAACAGCCCAGCUUAGAAUAUGAGAAGUUGCGACGUAGAUUGAAGUCCGAAGUUGAAGAACUGUGGUACUUUGUGAGUGCUCAAGUUCGGCUGGCGCAACGAGAGGGAACCGACUCCAUGAGACUGACAGCACGACUGACAAAGUUGCUCGAUGAAGGGAUAGAGCAUAAGAGAGCAUUACUGAAAGAUAUCGCUUCAAUCGGAGAACUAGACGGAUACUCGGGCUGGAGGCUAAAAGAAGCAGCAGAUUUGUCAGAUUUGGUGCAAAGAAGACUCUAUUACCUUCAGAACCCAGCGGACUGCAAUACUGCAAAAAAGCUUGUCUGUAAUUUAAACAAGGGUUGUGGCUACGGAUGCCAGCUACACCAUGCUGUUUACUGUCUACUAGUGGCAUACGGCACCCAGCGCACUAUGAUACUCAAGUCUAAAGGAUGGAGGUACCAUCGUAACGGAUGGGAAGAGGUGUUUAAGCCUGUGAGUGAUACGUGUAUGGAGACUACUGGAGCUACCUCUACCAGCAACUGGCCAGGCACAUCAUCCACUCAGGUAGUUGUUUUGCCGAUCAUAGACUCCAUCUCUCCUCGGCCGCCCUAUCUACCGUUGGCCGUUCCCCAGGAUCUAGCACCUCGCAUUGCUCGUCUCCACGGGGAUCCAAUCGUGUGGUGGGUCGGACAGCUGCUCAAGUAUCUUCUACGUCCACAACCUAACCUGGCUAACUUCCUGCGCACAGCCGCCGAGCGCUUCGACUUCCAGAAACCCAUUGUUGGAGUUCACAUCCGGCGCACUGACAAGGUCGGCACUGAAGCUGCUUUUCAUCCUGUGGAGGAAUACAUGCUGGCCGUUGAAGAGUAUUACCAACAGCUCAGCAUGACGAAGAACGUUGACGUCAAAAGAAUCUACCUGGCCUCAGAUGAUCCCAAGGUCUUCUCGGAGAUCAAGAAAAAGUACCCGGACUAUGAGGUUUUGGGGGAUCCGGCUGUAGCCAAGGGGGCUGCUGUCGCCACUAGGUAUUCUGACUCAUCACUCAACGGCAUCGUCAUGGACAUCCACUUCCUAUCUCUCAGCGACCACCUGGUCUGCACGUUCUCCUCACAAGUGUGUCGUGUGGCCUAUGAGAUCAUGCAGACUCUCUACCCAGAUGCUGCAGACAGAUUUCGUUCCCUUGACGACAUUUAUUAUUUUGGAGGUCAACAAAUACACAGGCGGAAGGCUAUUCUGGACCACAAGUCUCGAGGCCUAGACCAGAUGGAUCUCAACGUAGGAGAGAUGGUGGGGGUCGCAGGUAACCACUGGGACGGGUACAGUAAAGGACGCAACCUGCGCACCAAUCAGAUUGGUCUUUACCCUUCCUUUAAGGUGGAAGACGUCGUAGAAGCAGUUGAGUUUCCGACGUACCCUCAAGUUCCUAUAGACCUUCAGAGUGGCACCUGAAUGUCUCGGAAGACUACAUCUUCUCGUUAGUAUAUAAUGUGUGAUAGGCCUAUGGGAUCACAACGUGGUCAAGAUUUGUAAGUUUUACGAUUCUUAUUUCAAGGCAGUGUGUGAAAGAUUAAUUUUCAAAUAUAUUUCAAUAAUUAAUUGGUCAGUAAAAUUGUAGAUUUUGGUAUCUUAAAAAGAGGGUAUCGGUAUCUAAGAGUUUCUUAUCAUAUGAUAAUAGUUAUGAAGAGUUGAGGUUAAAGUGCAGUACAAUUUUUGAAUAGACGUGAAAAAAGACAAUCUGUUGAGUUAUUAGUUAUUAUUGGACAAUCUGAUUUUCCAGAGUUUUUUUUUAAUGGUUCAAAGAGUUCAUCCCCACUCGUAGGAGUGAAUAGGUUAGUUUCUACACAUGGAAAGUGCAAACAAUUGGCACAGAUUGGGUAGCUAGGUUUUUUAAGUAGGCUUAUAAUUUUGUAAGCAAAAAGUAUUAGGCCUACAUUAUUUGGUAAACAUGACAACCAUCUAAGUCUUUCACACACUGUCUGACGUAGUCUGUCUGGAUUUUCAAUCAAAAUAUGAUCAAAUGUAGAAAUAGUGGUAGUCAGUUAAAAUUUCUCUACAUUCCUAUUAAUUUGUAUGGGUUUAUAAACCACAAAUAGAAAAUAAUAAUGGGUAAAACAAAUGUACAUAUAAAACCGAACUAUUCUACAGUUCUGAUUAGUCAGUUGAUAUGAUACACAUAUAAAAUAAAAUUCAACGUAUAGAGUAUAGACUUACUAUCAAACUGAAUUGGUUCAAUGAAGACUAACUGAAAUUGGUACAGUAUCUCACAAUUCUAUUGGAAUGAAAGACAUAAUUAGAACCCACACACCAGGUAUUUUAUUUGUUUUUUAUACUUUUUGUUUUACUUUGUGUUCUGUAGUUAGCACUGGUAUGUUCUAAAUCAUUAAAUUAAUGAAAUUAUGUAAAUGGAUGAACUAAAAAUUGUUUGCAUUUAUUGAUAUCAUUCAGUAAUCUAGAAAUUAAUUUAAGUAGUGAAUGAAUUCCAAUACUCAUUGAGUACAGAUAUACCCAGAAACUACCACUAUAUACAAAAGAUUUUGCUCACUGUAGGAUGUUUAAUAUCAUUUUGGCUUUUGUUUCAUUGAUUUGCAAUGUAGAUUUUCAAAUCUACAUUGUAAACUAUUUUAACUAUUUUGGACGUUUAAGUAUGAUCUAUUCCACCAUAGCCGGCUGUUAUUUUGUGUUGUUAUAGGUUUAUUUGUAGUGUUAAUAGUUUACUUAAUAUAUUCCCAUGAAAUAUAAAUGAUAUAUGUUGUUGAUUUAUGUUGGUAGUAAUGAGUAACUGCUUUCUUAGUAUGAAUUUAUUUGUAAUUUACAAAUCAUUGUUAUAAAAGUACUGGUAGUCCAUUGAUUUUCUUGAUACUUUACUAAUAUUUUCUAAAACUUUAGUUAUUGUAUGUUAUAUGUAGGGAUGGUCAAGUCUCGAAUUUUCGGGAAAAUUUAAAUCUCGUUACACGAGACGAGAUUUCUUUUUGACCGAGAUUUUAAUCGAGACGAGAAUAAAAAAAAAUAAAUAAAAACACCUGCAGAAAGUCAAUGCAAUACCCGCAAUACAGGAGCGUGUUGUAGUUGCGUUUCCUUUGCGAAGGCGUUCUUAUUUAAUUAAUUCUUUAAAUGUAAAUAUUACUUUAAUUAUCUUAAUAAUAUUACUUUAAUAACAUUUGAGAAGUUUUGUUGAGUGUAAGCAGUGUGAGGAAUGUUUUAUUACUAUAAAAAGUCAAACAAAGUAACUAUUUUAUAAAAAUUAAUAUUGCUUUUAUUUUAUGAUUUAUUUAAUUUUAGGAUAAGUUGAACUCUAUCCUAACUGAUAUCACUAUGUUUCCUAAUCGUAGGCAUUUUUAAUAAGUUAGACGUGAUUCAUAAAAAAAUGUUAUGCUGAUGUUUUUAAUAAAAGAUUGUAAAUAUUCUUGCCUAUUAAUUAUCAUUAUUUUUGUAUUUAAACAGUCAUCUAACAAUGUUACAAAAUCAGGUAAAAAUUGUGAACGUGCAUUUCCCUUUGUGUAUGAGAAGGGAAAUCCCGUCUCGAUCUCGUCUCGAAAUUUUAUGAGAAAUAAAAAAUCUGGUCUCGUCUCGAACUAAAAAUCCAAUCUCGUCCAUCCCUAGUUAUAUGUUGUAUUAUGUAUAAGUUUUCUCUAUAUAGGUAUUUUGCCUUACGCUCAUUCUUUAUUAUCUUUCUUUAUUGAUAUUAGGCUAACUAUCUUUAAUUGAUCUCUUUAUUGGAACAAUAGGCCUACUAUGAGUAAAACUAUCUGCUUGGAACGUAGAAAAAGGAAUAAGUUACUUUCUUUUCAUCCCUUUGCCAAAAAAAAUGUUUGAAUAGGUUGUCUGAAAAAUAAAAUUUUACUUUAGGAUAAGAAGUCUAUGUUUGAACUCAGCAAGACUUCAGAUACAUCACAAUUGCUGUCUUUUCAUCUCUUGACACCUUAGGUCAAUUGAUUCAUAUUGAUUGUUGCUGGUUCCUUUAUCUACUUUGCCAAUCAAUACUAUGAUUUGAAUGUCAUUAUAGCUUAUGUUUGUGUUGAGAACACUAGGAUCUGAUUUAAUUGUAGUAACUAAGGUACUAAAAAUAGAAUCUCUGUCAAAUAUAGUUAUUAGUUAUGAGGUGUAGCGUGAUUAUAAAAUAAUCUACCGAUAAUAAGCGUGUGUAUGUGUAAAUAUUAAUAGUCCAUUAUGAAUAUUUUGGACUGAACAAUUCUGAUAGAAGUAUUUUUAUAGCACAGAAAAAUGAAUGUAAUUAUAUUAGUUUUGCAUUUAAGUCACUAUUGUACUUUUUUUAAUCGGAGAUAUUAAUUAGCAUCGUAUGACAAAAUAAUAGUAUAACUACCUGUUCAUUGUUAGAAAUAUUAAUACUAUAUAUUUAGGAAUACAAAUUGACCUAAAUUAUGAAUAAAACUUUAGAGGUGCAAUCUCUUGUAAAAACAAAUGACAAUUUUCUGUAUAAAAUAUUGUUUUAGUAGUCCCAAUCAUAACUAAUAUACUUUUAAAAGCUCAAGAACAAAGUUCAUUUUCCCAAUUUUCCUGUAUGUAGUGAGUAGUGUUAUGAAAUUGUGAGAAAUUUAUAGUCUUUUAUUUAAUAAAGAUUAAAGAAUAAAUAAGUAAAUA